CAGUAUAUGGUCAACAACCCAUGUUUUUCCGUGAAAGAAGAUUUGUGUGCUCCAGGAAUACGCGAAGAGUGUUUUUUCUUUUGAACAAGACGAAAAGUAAAUAUAAAAGCUAAUGAGGAAGUUGAGACUAUCUGUCGAGAUUUGUUUGGAACAGUCAGCUGCUGCAGCCAACACUGUGACCAACAGCUGGCCAUCAGACCUGUUGUCGACAUGAAGACUGACCUGCUCAUCCACUUCUCUGUGUGUCUCUUCGUUAUGAUGCAUAAUCUGAUUAGUGGUAAUCAGAUGUGUUCAAAGCUUGAAUUUGUGCAAGGGUCGGAAAAAAUCGUAGCUUUGGAAGGCAGUCCUGUCGACCUCAUCUUCUACCUGGACACAGAACAGUGCUCGACUAAUCAGACUCGCUACACCAUCAAAGUCUCCAAGGAAAACAACGGUCGGCACACAGACAUCUGUAAAAUUAUUCUGGAUAAAACAUGCACGGUGUCUCGUUACUCAGUAGGAUGCUCCUGUCUCGCCCCACUCGGCCCCAUGCUGUUCUCCAAGAAUGUGACCAGCGAUGACAACAACACUGUGUACGUGUGGAAAUGGGGCGACUUUUCUCCAGGGGAGGAGAGAAGAAUAACAUUUGAAACUACCAGUGCUGCAGCUAAGACAGAUCGCGUUCAGGGCAUCGAGUCCAAGAACGACAACUCGAUGGUUGUGGUCAUCAGCACGACUGGGGCGUGUCUGGUCGUCAUCACCGCUGUCGUCAUAACCUUCAUCGCAUGCUGCAGGAGAGUAGCUGAAAGAGGGUUUGAUGAAACACGCGUAAGGCACGGAGGCAACAAAGGUAUCAUCGUCUCAUACACCCAAGACACCCCACCCACAGGCAAAACCGUCGGCGACCCGGCAAGAGACACUUAUGAAGAAAUCGAGGAUGCUCCAAAGCCGCAUGGGCGAUGUCGAGUGAGCCUCAGGACCGGAGUGAGUCUGCCCCCCAUCCCUGUGUCCCACCUGUACGUUGAGACACCCUGCUCCACCCCGGGUAGCCAGCGUGAGAUACAGGAGCACUCAGUGGAGUACCUGCACCCACUGGUGGCGGCUGGGACGCGAACCGAGGAAAUGGCGGAGUUCCGAGUGGUGAGCUGUGCUCAGUCCCAGGCCCACUACCGCCCGCUCAGUAGCUCCAUGUAGAGCAGCCGCUCUGCCGCCUUUGUUUCUGGGAACAAAAAUCUAAUAUGCUUCCUUUUUUGUUUCAAGUAUUUGUAGAUAUUUCUUUGUUAUUGUUCGAGCUCAGUACUGGCAGUAGACAAUAUUGCCGAACCCUAAUCAGCGAAGAAUACGACCGCUACGCCAUGUGUGGGCAAGAAAUGGAGAAUGCGGCAUCAAGCAUCUCUUAACUCUUUCAAUUAUGAAUUGACUUAAGUAUAUCAUCUGUACAGUAGUAGUAUUUUUAUCUCUCUUGUGUAUCAUCGCUACAAUUGUCUUUCAUAAGCGGACAGGGAUCCUUUCAAACAUCUUUCGUCACCCUUCAGAGGUUUUUUUUUUUCACGGUAUGCCAUUCCAGUAUGGCGCCUACAAAUCUUUGGAGUUCUAGGGUUCAGUUUUAAGUGUAAACUCAGGGCAAGAUCCGACCCACCCCACACUUCCACCAUUUUCUUCGGUUUUCGAGAUACAGUCAGUGAUGUACACACAGAGGUUAAACUCGUGACAUGAUGUUUGUACCCAGACACAACUGAUCAUCAUGUGGUCCCAGCUCUUCAUCAGACUGAAACCUUGACAAUGUAAAACUACUUAUGUACAAUCCUGACAGUUUUCUUGAUGACUUCCUUCUGCGCAUGUGUCACGACCCUUGCCGUGACCUCUCGCUUGUUGCCUCCCUUGCUCUAGAGGCGAAAGCACUGAACAAAGCCAAUGAGUGUAAAUAUCGUCAGUCAUGGUCCGAAUCCCUGAGAGCGACAGUCGAGAAUUUUGAGAGAAAGAAAAAAAGAUCGUUACAAAGUGGAAAGACAUCGAGACUGGAGAAAAGCAUCGGAAUAAAAUUCAGUUCCCAGCACAAAAUGCUACAGUUUACUAAGUGGACAUUUGGCUGUCCCCAGGUGUUAUAGUUUCGUGAAGUGAAAGUUCACCUGUCUCUAACCACAACCUACUGUGUUGCAUUUUCGAUAAGCACACGUUUGGCCGUCGCCAGAGACGGCGGCGAGAGUUUGAUUGUUGCCCAAGUGGACGUUCACCCUCUUCAGCGACGAGAGUGUGAGGGAAUUAACCGUUAAAAAUUAGAUUCUAAUGUCAGCACAACAUUUAUGGGCCUGCGAAGGCAACUCAUUAUUUUUGAGUGACAGAACUACAUGUACAGCUGUAAGAGAAAGAAUCUAUGAGAUAUACAGAGGUGACUGUGUGGUAUUGUGAUACCAUGGUGAUGUUCGUAACCGGGUAUCUGGAACGAAAGGGGAGACCUGAUCCCGAUUUUGAAAAAUGCUAUCUUGCUCUGAGCUUUAUACAAUCAUUAGAUAAAUUGUAUCCCACUUGACCUUUGACAUUUGUGUAAAUUUGUGCAUCAAUAAUUACAAACUAUCUCUUUGUAUUUGUUAAACUUGAAGACAUUAUCUUCUAAACACCUUGUCGUUGAACGACAGCAUGGCUUGUUUUUUCCUAAUGCAAAACCGAUUUCCUUCAUAUCACACACUGUAAGAAAAAAGAGAAAUGUUUGUAACUGCACGUGCAUCAGGGGACUAAAAGCAAUGGUGAGGUCAACAUAACAGUUAUGUCUUCGUUCUGUAGCCUGAGGCGAGAUUUGUACAGACACCAGAACCGUUAGGACGGUAGGUAAUGACGUCACAAAACUCUCAUUCGAUGAUAAGGCUACUGUCCCCACUAAAUUGCCUCGCUAUCUGCGCAGGUGUGAAACUUCCUACGCCUUACACAGAAGGAAUCAUUUUCAUUUUUUUUUUUUUUUUUUUUUUGUAUUUAGCUGCUUUACUUUCCUCAAAGUAUUUAUGUCUCUGAGGAUAAUGAACAUGAACGCUUGUAAAGUUAUUGUGAACACCAUUGCUUAAGAAUCAGAACUGCUACAAAAUCAACACUGGCCUAUAUUGUAUUCACUUGCAUUCACUGCACCAUUAAUUAUAUUAUUGGUGAUAAUUACCUUAAAACAACAGUUAGAAAAAUUGUACUGCUGUGAAUACGAUAUCUCAAAGGCGCAGAAACGAUUAAAGAAAUAAACAUUUUU
This is a messenger RNA of Pomacea canaliculata, 3208 nucleotides long. RefSeq lists its product as uncharacterized. Lineage: Eukaryota; Metazoa; Mollusca; Gastropoda; Architaenioglossa; Ampullariidae. The transcript has 5 exons. The coding region runs from base 211 to 1173 and encodes 320 amino acids. The record is from RefSeq and is a predicted model, not a curated record.